CCGAGGCAAGCGGCGGCGCACGAUGGCUCGCGCCCAGGCGCUGGUCCUGGCGCUCACCUUCCAGCUCUGCGCGCCGGAGACCGAGACUCCAGCAGCCGGCUGUACCUUUGAGGAGGUGAGUGACCCAGGAGUGCCCUGUGAGUACAGCCAAGCCCAGUACAACGACUUUCAGUGGGAGCAAGUACGGAGCCACCCUGGCACCCGGACCCCUGUGGACCUGCCCCAUGGCUCCUACUUGAUGGUCAAUGCUUCCCAGCACGGCCCAGGUCAGCGGGCCCAUGUCAUCUUCCAGAGCCUGAGCGAGAAUGAUACCCACUGUGUGCAGUUCAGCUACUUCCUGUACAGCCGGGAUGGGCACAGCCCGGGCACCCUGGGUGUCUACGUGCGAGUCAAUGGGGGCCCCCUGGGCAGUGCUGUCUGGAAUAUGACUGGAUCCCAUGGCCAUCAAUGGCACCAGGCUGAGCUGGCUGUCAGCACCUUCUGGCCCAAUGAGUAUCAGGUGCUGUUUGAGGCCCUCAUCUCCUCAGACCGCAGGGGCUACAUGGGCUUAGACGACAUCCUGCUUCUCAGCUACCCCUGUGCAAAAGCCCCGCACUUUUCCCGCCUGGGCGACGUGGAGGUCAAUGCGGGCCAGAACGCCUCCUUCCAGUGCAUGGCGGCAGGCAGGGUGGCCGAGGCAGAGCGGUUCCUCCUCCAGCGUCAGAGCGGGGAGCUGGUGCCCGCGGCUGGUGUGCGGCACAUCAGCCACCGGCGUUUCCUGGCCACCUUCCCGCUGGCCGCCGUGGGCCGCGACGAGCAGGACCUGUACCGCUGCGUUUCCCAGGCCCCGCGCGGCGCCGGCGUCUCCAACUUCGCCGAGCUCAUUGUCAAGGAGCCCCCCACACCCAUAGCGCCCCCGCAGCUGCUGCGCGCAGGCCCUACCUACCUUAUCAUCCAGCUCAACACCAACUCCAUCAUUGGCGACGGGCCCAUCGUGCGUAAGGAGAUCGAGUACCGCAUGGCGCGCGGCCCGUGGGCCGAGGUGCACGCCGUCAGCCUGCAGACCUACAAGCUGUGGCACCUCGACCCGGACACCGAGUACGAGAUCAGCGUGCUGCUCACGCGCCCGGGUGAUGGCGGCACAGGCCGCCCAGGGCCGCCCCUCAUCAGCCGCACGAAAUGCGCAGAACCCAUGAGGGCCCCCAAAGGCCUGGCCUUUGCAGAGAUCCAGGCCCGUCAGCUGACCCUGCAGUGGGAACCUCUGGGCUACAACGUGACGCGUUGCCACACCUACACAGUGUCCCUGUGCUAUCACUACACCCUGGGCAGCAGCCAUAACCAGACCUUCCGGGAGUGUGUGAAGAUGGAGCGGGGCACCAGCCGCUACACCAUUAAGAACCUGCUGCCCCAUCGGAAUGUCCAGGUGCGGCUCGUGCUCACGAACCCCGAGGGGCGCAAGGAGGGCAAGGAGGUCACCUUCCAGACUGACGAGGAUGUGCCUGGUGGGAUUGCAGCCGAGUCCCUGACCUUCACUCCACUGGAGGACAUGAUCUUCCUUAAGUGGGAGGAGCCCCAGGAACCCAAUGGUCUCAUAACUCAGUAUGAGAUCAGCUACCAGAGCAUCGAGUCAUCAGAUCCGGCGGUGAAUGUGCCAGGCCCUAGACGUACCAUCUCCAAGCUCCGCAAUGAGACCUACCAUGUCUUCUCCAACCUGCACCCAGGUACCACUUACCUGUUCUCUGUGCGGGCCCGCACGGGCAAAGGCUUCGGCCAGGCGGCACUCACCGAGAUCACCACCAACAUCUCAGCUCCCAGCUUUGAUUAUGCCGACAUGCCAUCACCCCUGGGCGAGUCUGAGAACACCAUCACCGUGCUGCUGAGGCCAGCACAGGGCCGUGGUGCGCCUAUCAGCGUAUACCAGGUGAUUGUGGAGGAGGAGCGGCAGCGGCGGCUGCGGCGGGAGCCAGGUGGCCAGGACUGCUUCCCGGUGCCACUGACCUUUGACACUGCACAGGCCCGUGGCCUGGUGCAUUAUUUUGGUGCAGAACUGGCGGCUAACAGCCUGCCCGAGCCCAUGCCCUUCACCGUGGGUGACAACCAGACCUAUCGUGGCUUCUGGAACCCACCGCUUGAGCCCAGGAAGGCUUACCUCAUCUACUUCCAGGCAACAAGCCACCUGAAGGGGGAGACCCGGCUGAACUGCAUCCGCAUUGCCCGGAAAGCUGCCUGCAAGGAAAACAAGCAGCCCCUGGAGGUGUCCCAGCGAUCAGAGGAGAUGGGGCUCAUCUUGGGCAUCUGUGCAGGGGGGCUUGCUGUCCUCAUCCUCCUCCUGGGGGCCAUCAUUGUCAUCAUCCGCAAGGGGAGAGACCACUAUGCCUACUCCUACUACCCGAAGCCGGUGAACAUGACCAAGGCCACUGUCAACUACCGCCAGGAGAAGACACACAUGAUGAGUGCCGUGGACAGGAGCUUCACUGACCAGAGCACCCUGCAGGAGGACGAGCGGCUGGGCCUCUCCUUCAUGGACACCCACAGCUACAGCCCCCGGGGAGACCAGCGCAGCGGUGGGGUCACUGAGGCCAGCAGCCUCCUGGGGGGCUCACCGCGGCAUCCAUGCGGCCGGAAGGGCUCCCCAUACCACACGGGGCAGCUGCACCCAGCAGUGCGUGUGGCUGACCUGCUGCAGCACAUCAACCAGAUGAAGACGGCCGAGGGCUACGGCUUCAAGCAGGAGUAUGAGAGCUUCUUUGAAGGCUGGGAUGCCACGAAGAAGAAAGAAAAGCUCAAGGGUGGCCGGCAGGAGCCCAUGCCUGCCUAUGAUCGGCACCGAGUGAAACUCCACCCGAUGCUGGGAGACCCCAAUGCUGACUACAUUAACGCCAACUAUAUAGACGGUUACCACAGGUCAAACCACUUUAUAGCCACUCAAGGGCCGAAGCCUGAGAUGGUGUACGACUUCUGGCGCAUGGUGUGGCAGGAGCACUGUUCCAGCAUCGUCAUGAUCACCAAGCUGGUGGAGGUGGGCAGGGUGAAAUGCUCACGGUAUUGGCCAGAAGACUCGGACAUGUACGGAGACAUCAAGAUCACACUGAUGAAGACAGAAACUCUAGCUGAAUACGUCGUGCGCACCUUUGCCCUGGAGCGGAGAGGCUACUCUGCCCGGCAUGAGGUCCGCCAGUUCCACUUCACAGCGUGGCCAGAGCACGGUGUCCCCUACCACGCUACGGGGCUGCUGGCCUUCAUCCGGCGUGUGAAGGUUUCCACCCCACCUGAUGCUGGGCCCAUUGUCAUCCACUGCAGUGCCGGCACGGGUCGCACAGGUUGCUACAUCGUCCUGGAUGUGAUGCUGGACAUGGCAGAGUGUGAGGGCGUCGUGGACAUCUACAACUGCGUGAAGACUCUCUGCUCCCGGCGUGUCAACAUGAUCCAAACUGAGGAGCAGUACAUCUUCAUUCACGAUGCAAUCCUGGAAGCCUGUCUGUGUGGGGAGACCACCAUCCCUGUCAGCGAGUUCAAGGCCACCUACAAGGAGAUGAUCCGCAUUGACCCUCAGAGUAAUUCCUCCCAGCUGCGGGAAGAGUUCCAGACGCUGAACUCGGUGACGCCACCACUGGAUGUGGAGGAGUGCAGCAUUGCCCUGCUGCCUCGGAACCGUGACAAGAACCGCAGCAUGGACGUCCUGCCACCUGACCGCUGCCUGCCCUUCCUCAUCUCCACCGAUGGGGACCCCAACAACUAUAUCAAUGCGGCCCUGACUGAUAGCUACACGCGGAGCGCAGCCUUCAUUGUGACCCUGCACCCACUGCAGAGCACCACGCCUGACUUCUGGAGGCUGGUCUAUGACUACGGGUGCACCUCCAUCGUCAUGCUCAACCAGCUGAACCAGUCCAACUCUGCCUGGCCCUGUCUGCAGUACUGGCCAGAGCCAGGCCGGCAGCAGUAUGGCCUCAUGGAGGUGGAGUUUGUGUCAGGCACUGUGGAUGAGGACUUGGUGGCCCGUGUCUUCCGGGUGCAGAACAUCUCUCGGCUGCAGGAGGGGCACCUGCUGGUGCGGCACUUCCAGUUCCUGCGCUGGUCCGCGUACCGGGACACACCUGACUCCAAGAAGGCCUUCCUGCACCUGCUGGCCGAGGUGGACAAGUGGCAGGCGGAGAGCGGGGAUGGGCGCACAGUUGUGCACUGCCUAAAUGGAGGUGGCCGCAGUGGCACCUUCUGUGCCUGUGCCACGGUCCUGGAGAUGAUUCGCUGCCACAACCUGGUGGACGUUUUCUUUGCUGCCAAAACGCUUCGGAACUACAAGCCCAAUAUGGUGGAGACUCUGGACCAGUACCACUUUUGCUACGAUGUGGCCCUGGAGUACCUGGAGGGGCUGGAGUCGAGAUAGCAGCCCCUGGCCUGGGGCACCCUCUGUGCACUCAGGGCCAGGCCCACCGUCCAGAACUGGCGAGGAGGACCUGUACCUCCAACUCUGCUUGGUCACUGUCCCCACGGGGGAAGCACUGGAGUAGGUGCCAGGCCACCUUGGUGCCCUUUCCACUGUGGGCAGGGCCUUUCACCAUUAUGUGGAGGGAGGCCGUGGGCUAAGGAGACACUUGAGCAAGGCUGCAGCACUACCCCACCUCCACAGGGUCCUGCUGGCCUGUGCCGAGAGCCUGGCACAGCCUGGAAGAGCAGGCAGGGACUCAGAACUGCCAGCUCUGGGGGACCCAGGCCCAAGCCCCUUGACUCUAUCCGAACCCUGGCAGAGAUGGGUGAGGCCCUGCAAAGGAUGUGCCAGGCCAAGGCUUCCACCCAGCUUGGCUCCCUGUGGGCAUGGGCAGAGGAUGAAUUGGGGCUUGGCCUCUAGAAUCCCAUCUGGCCCAGCCCGCAAGGGUCCCAGGAGUACUGAUCUGAUAUGCCAGUGGUUCACAUCCAGACUGCUCUCCCCAGGGAGAUCUGCAACUCCCUCCUCCACUCCUGUCCCUGCGGCCCCAGGGAUAUCUGCUCACGAUCCCUCCCCACUUCUGCUUCCCUGACGUGUGCUCUGAGCUUCCCUGAACCAGGACCUGGCUGUCCCUACCCUGCCUCGUGUGGGGCCCCUUCCCUGCCUGACCCACCGUCUGCAGAAUGAAGUCACCUUAUCCUCCUUUUCCCAUAAAUUUCAGGCCUCACUGGCCUGGCCCUGCUCAGCCUGGGCCAGUGACAAUCUGCAAGGCUGAAGCUCCCUGUGACUCUCUGGGGAGGGGACAGUGCCAGAGCAGGGGUGCAGUAACUCCUGGAGUUUGGAGGAAGAAGGAAUACUUUGGGGUGGAGGAUCUAUGCUUUUUUGUUUAUUUUGUUGUUUUAUGAUGGGUGGAUGGGAAGCUCUCUUUAAAACGGGGCAGGCCAUACCCCCAUUCCGUGCCUCAAUUUCCCCAACAGUAAACUGUAGAUAUGACUACUGACCUACCUCGCAGGGGACUGUGGGGAGGCAUAAGCAGAUGUUUGUAAAGCGCUUUGUAAAUAAAUGUGCUCUCUGAAUGCCACAGAGCUGCCUUGUGUGUCCGACUAGCUUGACUGGGGCCCUACUCCCCUUCUCCCAGCUGCCCUGUGCAGUGGGAGGGCCCUGGACUGGGAUUCAGAGGCCCGGGUACUG
Loxodonta africana (African savanna elephant) is the source of this 5593-nucleotide messenger RNA. RefSeq names its product protein tyrosine phosphatase receptor type U (gene PTPRU). The record is from RefSeq and is a predicted model, not a curated record. The transcript has 31 exons. Lineage: Eukaryota; Metazoa; Chordata; Mammalia; Proboscidea; Elephantidae. Gene Ontology annotation, molecular function: protein binding; protein tyrosine phosphatase activity. Gene Ontology annotation, biological process: protein dephosphorylation. Bases 23 to 4363 code for a protein of 1446 amino acids. Gene Ontology annotation, cellular component: membrane.